Messenger RNA from Callorhinchus milii (elephant shark), 15108 nucleotides. It is a transcript of the gene birc6, whose product is annotated as baculoviral IAP repeat containing 6. The record is from RefSeq and is a predicted model, not a curated record. The coding region runs from base 34 to 14562 and encodes 4842 amino acids. Gene Ontology annotation, molecular function: ubiquitin conjugating enzyme activity; cysteine-type endopeptidase inhibitor activity. Gene Ontology annotation, biological process: regulation of cytokinesis; apoptotic process; negative regulation of apoptotic process. NCBI's taxonomy places the organism in Eukaryota, Metazoa, Chordata, Chondrichthyes, Chimaeriformes, Callorhinchidae. The transcript is spliced from 74 exons. Gene Ontology annotation, cellular component: nucleus.
GGCGGCUCUUCCUGUCUGAGAGUUAGUUCCAAUAUGGCUGCUGCGGCGGCGGCGGCGGAGCGGGAAUGGGUCGUUACCCGGGACGGCUGCCUGAGCUGUGACGAGGGCCUGCGGAGCCUGACCUACCACCCGGCUCUCAACGCGAUCCUGGCCGUCACCAGCCGCUCCACCCUCAAAGUCAUCGACGGCACCUCGGGCGCCCUGCUGCAGGUGUCGCGGCUGAACGCAAAACCAGGCGGACAGGUGAAAUGUCAGUACUUUCCAGCGGUGGAUAAAGUUGUCUUUGUGGGUGACUAUGCAGUGGGAUGUAGGAAAGAUCUGAAUGGAAUUUUACUGCUUGAUACAGCGCUGCAGACUCCUGUCUCAAAGCAGGAUGAUGUGGUUCAGCUUGAAUUGCCAGUUACAGAGGCCCAGCAGUUGCUGUCUGCCUGUCUGGAGAAGGUGGAAGUGUCGUAUAUAGAAGGGUAUGACCAGUUUAUCACACAGCUAAAAGAUGGGCUGCAAAAUACCUCUCAUGAGACGGCAGCGAAUCAUAAAGUUGCAAAGUGGGCAACAGUUACUUUUCAUCUUCCUCAUCAUAUCCUGAAGUCAGUUGCCAAUGCCAUUGUAAAUGAGUUGAAAAAGACCAAUCAUAAUAUUGCUGCCCUGCCUGUAGCUUCAUCUGUAAUGGACAGGCUGUCCUACCUCUUACCAAGUGCGCGACCUGAACUUGGUGUGGGUCCUGGUCGCUCUGUAGACAGAUCAUUAAUGUACAGUGAGGCUAACAGAAGAGAAACCUUCACCUCUUGGCCACAUGUAGGAUACAGAUGGGCACAGCCGGACCCAAUGGCUCAGGCUGGAUUCUAUCACCAACCAGCCUCUUCUGGGGAUGACAGAGCAAUGUGUUUUACGUGUAGUGUGUGCCUCGUGUGCUGGGAGCCUACAGAUGAGCCUUGGUCAGAACAUGAACGGCAUUCUCCUAACUGCCCAUUUGUGAAGGGGGAACACACACAAAAUGUGCCGCUAUCAAUAACCUUGGCAACCAGUCCAGCACAGUUUCCCAGCAUAGAUGCUCCUGACAGGAUAGCAUGUAUUGGCUUUGGAAGCUGUCCUCAUUUCUUAGCCGCUUCAACAAGACGUGGGAAGAUCUGUAUAUGGGAUGUAUCUAAAAUGAUGAAGGUUCAUUUGAAAUUUGACAUUAAUCCAUAUGAUCCAGCAAUUUUAAGGCAAAUUUCUAUGCUUGGGGUGGAGCAAGGAUCGGUUAGUGAAUCCAGGAGACCAACAUUAGCAUGGUUAGAAGAUUCUUCCAGUUGUUCUGAUAUACCAAGACUAGAAGGAGACAGUGAUGAUCAACUUGAAGAUUCUGAUAGUGAAGAGCAUUCCAGAUCAGAUUCAGCAACAGGGCAUACUUCUCAGAAGGAGUGCAGCAUGGACAUCAAUGUUGACGUGACCGGGCUGAGCAUUCUCCAGCAGCCUGAAAAGCUUCAGUGGGAAAUAGUGGCAAAUGUGCUUGAGGAUACAGUUAAGGACCUGGAGGAGCUGGGUGGAAAUCCAUCUACAGUAACAAAGAGUGAGAAAAAUAAGGAAAAGCAUCCUGAGCAGCACAACAUUCCCUUUCCGUGUUUGUUAGCAGGAAUUUUACUAUCCUACAAAUCUGCUGCUGCCUCCCCUGUUAGUAGUCACUCACGUAGAUCCCUAGAUUCUUUAAGCAGGACUCAAGGUGAAAGUGUGUCUGAGCAAGUGACUGUGGACAUCGAAUCCUGUAGUAAUUCGGAGUUGAGUUCACCUUUAGUAAGAAGGACCUUGCCUUUGUUGUUGCUUUAUAGCAUUAAAGAAUCUGAUGAAAAAGCAGGCAAAGUUUUUGCACAGAUGAACAAUCUUGUGAGUAAAAGUUUACAUGAUGAAGGUUUCACUGUCCCGCAGAUAAUAGAAAUGGAAUUAGACAGCCAAGAGCAACUGCUGCUGCAGGACCCUCCUAUGACGUACAUUCAGCAGUUUGCUUCUGCUGCUGCUAACCUUGCCUCUGUAGAAACAGAUAAAUGGAGUGCAGCGGUUCCGAAGCCUGGAGCUUUAGUUCAUUGCCUACGGCUACCAAAAUUUGCUGAAGAGGAGAAUCUGUAUGUUGAUUCCAUUACUCCCUGUGCUGAUGGACUUCAUCUUUUGAUAGGACUGAGGACAUCUCCAGUCACAUCUCUGAGUGCAAUAAAUCAAGUAGAGGCCUUGAAUAACUUAAAUAAAUUGAACUCUGCACUGUGUAGUAGAAAUAAAGGAGAUUUAGAAUCCAAUCUAACCAUAGGGAAUGGUGCAGAUAUUAGUGCCCUCCAGGAAGGAUCACCUAGUGAUGCACCAACUCCACUCAUUAUCCAGCCUGAACAAAGAAACCGGAGUGGUGGUUAUCUUCUGCUUUAUAAAAUGAACUAUACCACCAGGAUAGUAUCUUUGGAAGAGCAGCCUAUUCAAAUUCAACAUAUCAAGGAUCCACAGGAUGCUGUUACCUCACUAAUAUUACUUCCACCAGAUGUUUUGAAUAAUCGGGAAGACGAUUGUGAGGAAAUAAUUGAUGAAAUGCCUUUGAUCUCAAAAAAUGGAAAUGGGAGAGAUAAGAAAUCUGCUGCAUCUAGUCUGGGCCAUUUAGUAGUUACUACUGAGGGAGGAUUUGUGAAAAUAUUAGAUCUCUCCAACUUUGAAACUCUGGCCAAAGUGGAGCCACCUCGAAAAGAGAAUGGUAACGAACUGGAUCCUUUUAUCUCGGUGGUAUACUGCUCUGGAACAGACAGACUUUGCGCAAGCACUUACGGUGGAGACCUUCAUUUCCUUCAAAUUGGAGGGACUUUUGAAGAUGCAGAUGAAACAGAUAUAUUUGUGGAUGGACCCAUUCCUAAAGGGAUAGAACAAUUGUCAGAAGGAACAAAAUAUACGUCUACUCCUUCUAGUCCUGGAAUUGCAGGAGUUGACUUGCUGGUGGACCAACCUUUCUCUGCGGAAGUACUGACAUCACUGGUCGAGCUCACUAGGUUUGAGACAUUGACCCCACGCUUUUCAGCUACUGUCCCUCCAUGCUGGGUGGAAGUUCAACAGGAGCAGCAGCAAAGGCGGCACCCACAACAUCUACACCAGCAGCACCAUGGGGAUGCAGCACAGCACACUCGCACCUGGAAACUUCAGCCAGACAGCACCAGCUGGGAGGAGCAUGUAUUUGAGCUGGUUUUGCCCAAAGCCUGUAUGGUUGGACAUGUGGACUUCAAGUUUGUUUUGAAUUCGAAUAUCACAAACAUUCCCCAGAUUCAAGUCACUUUACUGAAAAAUAAGGCACCUGGCUUGGGCAAAGUAACUGAGUCCGCUGUAGACAAGCAGAUAUCAUUUCCUUUAUCUCCAGCUUUGAAUGUGGAGGUAGAGAGGAAUGGAAGACCUGGUCUUGUUGAUUUAAGUGAAGAAAUUCAAUACACCAUGGAUAUAGAUGACUCUCAAGGUCCCAGGCUGUGCCAGUUUCUGGAGGAGCACAAAGAAGAUGUUCUGUGUGGCCCUGUGUGGCUGGCUAGUGGUCUUGAUCUUUCAGGGCAUGCUGGGAUGCUGACGCUAACUAGUCCUAAACUAAUUAAAGGCAUGGCGGGUGGAAAGUAUCGAUCAUUUUUGGUCCACAUCAGGUCAGCCAAUGACAAGUCAAAUGAGGAGAAUUCAAAUGGCACUGGAAUAAGGCCAGUUUUGAGAAUGCAAGCUUCCAAGCCACAGAACAACAAGAGUCACUCCCUUGCUUCAUUACUCGCAAAGGUUGCAGCAGGAAAGGAGAAGACAUCCACCUCAAAGGCAGCUGAGCCUGGAAGCUCAACCAAGAAACCUGACAAUCUCAGAGGUUGUGAUUUAUUACAAGAAGUUUCUGUCACGAUUCGGAGAUUCAAGAAAACCUGCAUCCCGAAAGAAAGAGUGCAAAGAUGUGCCAUGUUGCAGUUCUCUGAGUUCCAUGAAAAGCUGCUAAAUACACUGUGCAAGAAGUCGGAUGAUGGUCCUGUCACAGAACAUGCUCAAAGCCUUGUGUUGGAUACUCUCUGCUGGCUGGCAGGAGUGCACGCAAAUGGAUCUGGCAGUUUCAGAGAUGGCAAGGAAAGUCUGCACUCAAAAACGAAGAAAAGACUCACUGAUAUUGUACGAGUUUGCUUCCUUGAAGCUGGUAGGAGUAUAGCACACAAAUGUGCCCGGUUCCUUGCACUUUGUAUAAGUAAUGGCAAAGCAGAACCAAGUCAACUAGGAUUUGGAGGAGCCCUGUUGAAAGCUCUGAUGGACAAUUUGCCUUACUUGCCUGCAGCUGCGACUGGUGGUUCUGUAUUCUGGUACUUUGUAUUGCUGAACUACGUAAAGGAUGAAGAUCUGGCUGGAUGCAGUACAGUUUGUGCCUCUCUCCUCACCGCUGUCUCCAAACAACUGCAGGAUCGUCUCACACCUCUCGAAGCUUUACUUCAGACAAGGUAUGGCUUGUAUAGCUCGCCCUUUGAUCCAGUCCUGUUCGAUCUGGAAAUGGGUGGUUCUUCCUGCAAGAAUGCCUACAAUAGCAACAUGGGUGUGCAGUCUGAUGAAAUCGACCUUUCUGAUGUUUUGUCAGGAAAUGGGAAAAUGAGCAGUUGUGCUGCAGCAGAGGGCAGUUUCACAGCUCUGACAGGACUGCUGGAAGUAGAACCUCUACAUUUCAGUUGCAUUUCAACAAGUGAUGGUACCAGAGUGGAAAGGGAUGAUGCAAUGAGUGGCUUUGGCCUUACAACAGCAGUUGGCGGUCUUACAACUGGUACAGUGGGUGAAGCCUCCACAGCACUAAGUUCAGCAGCUCAAGUAGCUUUACAGUCCCUCUCCCAUGCUAUGGCCUCAGCAGAGCAACAGCUACAGGUUCUACAGGAGAAACAGCAGCAGUUGUUAAAGCUUCAACAGCAGAAAGCCAAGCUGGAAGCCAAGUUGCAUCAGACUACAGCAGCAGCGGUAGCAGCAGCAGCACCUGGACCUAUUCACAACUCAGUGCCUUUUAGCGCCUCCACAGCACCUGGCUUCCUCAUACAUCCCACCGAUGUCAUUCCCCCCACUCCAAAAACAACGCCAUUAUUCAUGACUCCUCCACUAACGCCGCCCAAUGAGUCUGUUUCCACCAUCAGUGCAGAAUUAGCACAACUCUUCCCUGUCUCGGGCAUUGAGCCCCAUCCAGUUACUGUCGCCAUUCACUCAAAAAAUACCAACAAGGCCAAAACGAGUCCUUUGGGAACUGGUUUAGCACUUGCAAUUUCACAUGCUUCCCAUUUCCUCCAGCCUCCCCCGCAUCAGUCUAUCAUCAUUGAACGCAUGCACUCAGGUGCAAGAAGAUUUGUGACACUUGACUUUGGGAGGCCAAUACUGCUGACCGAUGUGCUGAUUCCAACCUGUGCAGACUUGGCGUCUUUAUCAAUUGACAUUUGGACUUUGGGAGAGGAGGUGGAUGGAAGGCGCUUGGUUGUGGCUACAGACAUUAGUACACAUUCAUUAAUUCUUCACGAUCUAUUGCCACCACCAGUUUGUAGAUUCAUGAAGAUCACAGUUAUAGGACGUUAUGGCAGCACAAAUGCAAGGGCUAAAAUACCAUUGGGGCUGUAUUAUGGACACACCUAUAUCUUGCCAUGGGAAAGUGAGAUCAAAUUGAUACACGAUCCACUGAGAGGUGAAAGCGACUCUGCGAGCCAGCCAGAAAUGGAGCAACAGUUGACGAUGAUGGUGGCUCUUCAAGAAGACAUACAGUGCAGAUAUAACCUGGCUUGCCAUAGGCUGGAAACGCUAUUGCAGAACAUUGAUCUUCCUCCACUCAACAGCGCUAACAAUGCUCAGUACUUCUUGCGGAAGCCUGACAAAGCGGUGGAGGAGGAUAGUAAAGUAUUCUCAGCAUAUCAGGAUUGCAUCCAGUUGCAGCUCCAACUAAACCUUGCCCAUCAUGCUGUGCAACGCCUAAGAGUGGCACUUGGAUCCAGCAGGAAGACACUGCCAGAAAUCUAUGAUACAAAGGAGCUGAUUCAAAAUUCUUCUACAGAGCAACUGCGCACUAUUAUCCGAUACCUUCUGGAUACACUGCUGAGCCUUUUGCAUUCAUCCAAUGGUCAUUCUGUUCCAGCAGUUCUUCAGAGCACUUUUAAUGCUCAGGCAUGUGAAGAACUCUUCAAACACCUGUGCAUCAGUGGUACUCCAAAGAUCCGACUUCAUGCAGGACUGCUGCUUGUCCAGCUGUGUGGUGGUGAGAGAUGGUGGGGGCAGUUCCUCUCUAAUGUCUUACAAGAACUUUAUAACUCGGAGCAGCAUCUCAUCUUUCCACAAGACAGGGUUUUUAUGUUACUUUCGUGCUUUGGUCAGCGAUCUCUCAGUAAUAGUGGGGUGUUGGAAGGCCUGCUUAACCUUUUGGAUAAUUUGUUGUCACCUCUUCAGCCGCAAACAACAGGAACAUUCAGACGCACAGAAGGAGUACUGGACAUUCCGAUGGUCAGUUGGGUUGUGAUGCUUGUAUCUCGACUGCUAGACUAUGUUGCAAAUGUUGAGGAUGAAGUGGCCUCAGCCAAAAAGCAGCUAAAUGGUAAAGACCGGGAACGAAUUCUGACAGGCAACCAAUGGAGUUUUAUCAAUAACAAUCUUCAAUCACAGUGCUCCAGCAGAUCUGCCAAGGGCAGCAACAGCCUUGACCGCUUAUACUCCCGGAAAAUUCGAAAACAACUUAUACACCAUAAACAGCAACUCAAUUUGUUAAAAGCAAGACAGAAGACACUGGUUGAGCAAAUAGAAAAAGAGAAGAUCCAAAGCAGUAAAGGAUCCUCAUACAAGCUGUUGGUUGAACAAGCAAAACUAAAGCAAAUUACAUCAAAGCACUUUAAAGACCUCAUUCGUCUACGUCGAACAGCAGAGUGGCCUCGCACUACUUUAGAUUCAGAAUCUUCUGCCACUAAAGAAUCUCCUGAGGUGGAACCACUUCCAUUUACCUUAUCCCAUGAUCGCUGCAUUGCGGUGGUGCAGAAACUUGCACUUUUUCUCCUCUCCAUGGAUUUCACCUGUCAUGCAGAUCUACUGUUGUUUGUCUGUAAGGUUCUUGCACGAAUUGCAAAUGCUACCAGACCAACAAUUCACCUGUGUGAAAUAGUUAAUGAGCAGCAGCUUGAACGCCUUUUGUUGCUGUUAGUAGGAACAGACUUCAACAGGGGUGACAUCUCCUGGGGUGGAGCCUGGGCACAAUAUUCCUUGACUUGCAUGAUCCAAGACAUCUUGGGAGGUGAGCUGCUGUCACCAGUUGUCUCGGACACCAUGGAAGAAGGAGCGGUGGGUGAAGAUGCUGGAGCAUCUGCAGCUGACACUGAUGAUUCUCUGCAACAACCUUCUGUCAUUCCACUUGUUGAAUCUAUAGAUGAACCUCUGACCCCUGAUAUUGCGGGUGCUCCGUCUGCAUCAUCUUUGGAAAAAGAUAAAGACAAAGACUUUGACAUGCUACAAGACCUCAUGGAUGUUGAUAUUGGUCCCCUAGAUGUUGACUUUGAUGAAGAUCCCCUUGCUGCCAAGGUGUUCAAGCCUAUUAGCAGUACUUGGUAUGACUAUUGGGGUACCGACUAUGGCACUUACAGUUACAAUCCUUAUAUUGGUGGCGUUGGAAUUCAGAUGCCCAAACCACCCCCUACCAGUGAGAAGAAUGGAUCUCAAAGCGUCUCUGUGUCUGUAUCUCAAGCUCUAGAUGCCCGUUUGGAGGUAGGAGUGGAACAGCAGGCUGAGCUUAUGUUGAAGAUGAUGGCUACUCUGGAAGCUGACUCGAUUCUUCAGGCUCUCACUAACACAUCUCCCACAGUGUCACAGCCCUCUCAUGGAACAGAUGAUGCUUUGCUAAGAGGGUUACAUUCAGCAAGUCAGCUGGUGAUCCCACCACCAUCAAUUCCUAUGUUGAGUGCAUGUUUCAACAAACUGUUCUCAAUGCUUCAAGUUCAUCACGUUCAGUUGGAAUCAUUGCUACAGUUGUGGCUUACACUGAGCAUGAAUGCUUGUUCUGUUGGAAGUGAGGACACUGGAGCAGAUAUAUUUUUAUUUAACGCAAGCAGAGUACCAACCAUACCCUUAAAUCAAGCUUCAAUAUCAAGCCUCUUGACUAUCUUGGCUUGGUACCCAAAUACCUCUCUAAGGACUUGGUGUCUUGUUUUGCAUAGUUUAACUCUUAUGACAAACAUGCAACUAAAUGCUCCUCCAAGCAAUAGCAUGGUACUCCAGGAAAGUACAGCCCAGCUGAUGGUAUCUGACCCAAAUAUGAUUCAUGUACUUGUGAGGUUCUUCUCAGGAACCAGCCCUCAUGGCACUUGUCAACACAGCCCACAGGUUGGACCCACGGCCACUCAAGCUAUGCAAGAGUUCCUCACUCGACUUCAGGUGCACCUCUCCUCAACCAAUCCUCAGAUGUUCAGUGAAUUCCUGCUGAAGCUUAUACAUAUACUUUCAACUGAAAGGGGCCCUUUUCAGACAGGCCAAGGGCCAUUGGAUGCACAGGUGAAACUCCUGGAGUUUAGUCUGGAGCAGAAUUUUGAGUCUGUUUCUGUCAGCACCAUCUCUGCUGUCAUCGAAUCUGUGACCUUCCUGGUGCACCAUUACAUCACCUGCUCUGACAAGGUCAUAUCCCGAAGUGGCUCGGAUAGCACGGUUGGUGCUCGUGCCUGUUUUGGCGGAUUGUUUGCUAACAUCAUACGUCCAGGUGACGCUAAGGCAGUGUGUGGAGAGACGACAAGGGAUCAGCUCAUGUUUGAUUUGCUAAAGCUGGUUAACAUUUUGGUGCAGCUACCCCUUUCAAGUAACCGGGAGUUCAGUGCUCGAAUGCCAGUUUCUAGCAGUGCCUCAGAUAGCGUGUCUGAUGAGGAAAAAGUCUCUGGCAGCAAAGAUGGCAAUGGGAGCACCUCGACAACCCAAGGAACAACAACUUGCAUUGCAGAUUUGGUUUUGGGCAACCAACAAAUCAUGAGUCAGAUUCUUUCAGCUUUGGGCCAGUGCAAUAGCAAUGCUAUGGCAAUGAUAAUCGGUGCAAGUGGAUUACAUCUUACUAAACACGAGAAUUUCCACAGUGGUUUAGAUGCUAUUUCAGUUGGGGACGGACUCUUCAGCAUUCUGACAACUCUAAGCAAAAAAGCCACUUCAGUGCAGGUUAUGCUGCAGCCUAUUCUCACAUAUAUGGCCUGUGGGUAUAUGGGAAGACAGGGAUCACUUUCUACAUGCCAAUUGUCAGAGCCCUUGUUGUGGUUUAUUCUGAGAGUGUUGGACUCCACCGAAGCACUGAAAGCAUUCCAUGACAUGGGCGGUGUCCAACUUAUCUGUAACAACAUGGUUACGAGCACACGGGCAAUUGUCAACACAGCGAGGAGCAUGGUAUCCACCAUUAUGAAGUUUCUGGACUGUGGACCCGGUAAAACUGUUGAUGGAAACAUGAAGGCUAGAGUGUUAGCCUCCGAACCAGACAAUGCCGAGGGACUCCAUAACUUCGCUCCACUGGGUACAAUAACUUCCAGCAGCCCGACAGCUCAACCAGCCGAAGUCCUUCUCCAGGCCACUCCGCCCCAUCGCAGAGCUAGAUCUGCAGCGUGGUCAUAUAUCUUCCUCCCUGAAGAAGCAUGGUGUGACUUGACCAUCCAUCUCCCAGCUGCAGUGCUGCUCAAAGAGAUACAUAUUCAGCCUCACCUAGCAUCUCUUGCAACAUGCCCUUCUUCAGUGUCUGUUGAGAUAAGUGCAGAUGGAGUGAACAUGUUGCCCCUUUCAACCCCAGUUAUUACUAGUGGACUAACUUACAUUAAAAUACAACUGGUGAAAGCAGAGGUGGCAUCUGCUGUCUGCCUCCGGCUGCACCGCCCGCGGGAUGCCAGCACAUUGGGCUUAUCACAAAUCAAGCUGCUUGGCCUCACAGCAUUUGGGAGCACUUCAUCUGCGACUGUGAAUAAUCCUUUCCUACCAUCUGAGGAUCAGGUUUCCAAAACUAGCAUUGGUUGGAUGCGGCUUCUUCAUCACUGUUUAACCCACGUGAGUGAGCUUGAGGCGAUGAUGGCCAGUGCAGCAGCUCCGACGGCCAACCUGCUGCAAACUUGCGCAGCUCUUCUGAUGUCGCCAUAUUGCGGUAUGCAUGCACCCAAUAUCGAGGCUGUGCUGGUGAAGAUAGGGCUGCAAUCAACCAGGAUAGGUUUGAAGCUCAUCGAUAUCCUUCUGAGGAAUUGUGCUGCUUCAGGCACUGACCCAACUGAUUUAAACAGCCCAUUGCUUUUCGGAAGACUGAAUGGCCUUUCCUCCGAUUCAACAAUUGAUAUUCUCUAUCAGCUUGGAACAACUCAGGAUGCUGGUACUAAAGACAGAAUUCAAGCUUUAUUGAAGUGGGUUUACGACUCUGCAGGGGUGGCUGCGCUGAAGAGAGGCGGCCAUGUUGGCAUCUUAAAUGCGGAAAGCACACCACGGGAGUAUGGCCUUCUCAUGCCAUCUCCUUCUCACUUGCACUGUGUAGCUGCAGUUCUUUGGCACAGUUACGAAUUACCUGUAGAAUAUGACCUUACGGGUUUACUGAACCGUGAGCUGUUUGAAUUAUUAUACAACUGGUCCAUGUCACUUCCUUGCAACAUGGUUCUGAAGAAGGCUGUCGAUAGUUUACUGUGUUCCAUGUGCCAUAUUCAUCCCAGCUACUUCUCCUUGCUGAUGGGCUGGAUGGGCAUCACACCACCUCCUGUACAGAGCCAGCACAGACUAUCUAUGACCGAUGACAGCAAGAAGGAAGACCUGAGUUCUGGUUUAACAGAUGAUUCUAAAAAUGCCCAGCCCCCAAUUGCACUUAACGAAUCUCAUCUGGUAACCCUUGCAGCAGCAUCCCAGUCUCCAGAGGCUAUUAAGCAACUCCUGGAAUCUUCUUUACCUUCAAUGCUUGUGAAGAGCUUGAUCAGUUUCUGCUUCAGUCAUAUUUCCAGUGCGGACUGUGCAGUACCUCCUGCCGAGAGCUUCACAGACAGAAACAAGAGGCAGCACACACAGCAGCAUGUGACCAGCAAAGUUCCUCUCUCAGCAGAUCUGGUGGCUCCAGUUCUGCGCUUUCUAACUGAAGUUGGGAACAGCCACAUCAUGAAGGACUGGCUAGGAGGAUUUGAAGUUAACCCACUUUGGAAUGCUCUCUUAUACUUGCUGUGCCAUUCCAGCAGCAGCCCUGGCCACCUUCACAAUGCAUCUCAGCAUGUUGGAUCGAGAUACCUACCUUCAGCUUCAUCUGCAGGAGUAGGACUGACAACUCAACAAAGAACAGCAAUUGAAAAUUCAACUGUUGCGUUCUUCUUGCAGUGCAUUUCUUGCCAUCCUAACAAUCAAAAAUUAAUGGCUCAGGUUCUCUGUGAAUUAUUCCAGUCAACACCUCAGCGUGCAAAUGUUCCAACCUCUGGAAAUAUUUCUGGAUUCAUCAGGAGGCUUUUCUUGCAGUUGAUGCUGGAAGAUGAGAAGGUUACAGUGUUUCUUCAUUCUCCUUGCCCUCUGUACAAGGGUCGCAUUAAUGCUACGAGCCAUGUGAUCCAACAUCCCAUGUAUGGAGCUGGCCAUAAAUAUCGCACUCUUCUUUUGCCUAUUUCAACAACUUUAGCAGAGGUUCUUGACCGUGUUUCAGAUACUCCUGGUAUUACUGCUAAACUAAUUAGUGAGCAGAAAGAAGAAAAAGAGAAGAGGAACCAAGAGGAGAAAGACAAGCUGAAGAGUGACAAUGGCUUCCAGGAUAACUACAGUGUGGUUGUUGCCUCUGGCCUAAAGUCCCAAUCAAAGAGGGCUCUUUCAUCAACACCUCCACGACCACCAUCUAGAAGAGGGAGGGUGAUGGCAGAUAAGUUGACAACUGCUUCUUCAGCAGCAGAAUCUGCAAACAAAACCAUCAGUAUCCCUGUGUUUCACCUCUACCACAAGCUCUUACCGGGUCAACCAUUGCCAGCAGAGGUGACUCUAGCCCAGCUGUUAACUCUACUGUAUGACCGCAAACUUCCUCAAGGCUACCGAUCAAUAGACUUGACCGUAAAGCUUGGUUCUAAAGUGAUCUGUGAUACGGGUUUGUCAAAAACUGAUUCUUUUAAACGUCUUCGUACAGAAAAAGAGCUUGGAGAUGGGCUAACCAGCUGUCCUGAGGAUGAAAUGUUACAACCAAAUGAUGAGUGCAUCGACACUGCCCUGGAUGAGUCUUUGCUUGAAACAAAUCCUAUCCAAUCUCCACUGCAAGUGUUUGCUGGCAUGGGUGGUCUAGCACUUAUAGCAGAAAGGCUGCCAAUGUUGUAUCCAGAUGUUAUUCAGCAAGUAAGCGCUCCAGUGGUAACAUCAACUUCGCAAGAAAAGCCGAAGGACAAUGAACAGUUUGAGUGGGUCACCAUUGAACAGUCUGGUGAACUGGUCUAUGAGGCUCCAGAAACCAUAGCCGCAGAACCACCUCCAAUCAAAUCGACCGUUCCUGCCAUGUCUCCCAUUCCUGCACAUUCUCUGGCAGCAUUUGGACUGUUCCUGCGUCUACCCGGUUAUGCAGAAGUUCUCCUUAAGGAGAGGAAGCAUGCUCAGUGCUUGCUGAGAUUAGUGCUCGGAGUGACUGAUGAUGGUGAAGGCAGUCAUAUCCUACAAUCUCCAUCAGCAAAUGUUCUUCCCACGCUUCCAUUCCAUGUUUUACGCACUUUAUUCCGUACCACACCACUGACUACUGAUGAUGGAGUUCUCCUUCGGCGGAUGGCUUUGGAGAUUGGCGCAAUUCACCUGAUCCUGGCUUGUCUGUCAGCGCUAAGCCACCAUGCCCCAAGAGUACCCAAUGCAAACCUCAACCACACAGAGCCCCAAGUUUCCAGUACAAAUACAAAUUCUACCACUGAAGACCAGCAGUUGUAUUGGGCCAAAGGCACUGGCUUUGGAACGGGUUCAACUGCAUCAGGUUGGGAUGUUGAGCAAGCCCUGACCAAGCAGAGGUUGGAGGAAGAGCAUGUGACCUGUCUUCUCCAGGUUCUUGCCAGUUACAUAAAUCCUGGAGGAAGCACUUCACCUGGAGAUGUACAGUCUGGUGAAAGUCGAGGACAAAACAACAAUGCUCUUCCUUCUGUACUGCUGGAACUGCUCAGCCAAUCCUGUCUUAUUCCUGCCAUGUCAUCCUAUUUGAGGAAUGACUCAGUGCUGGACAUGGCCAGGCAUGUUCCCCUGUACAGAGCCCUGCUGGAGUUGCUGCGUGCCAUCGCAUCAUGCACUUCCCUAGUGCCUCUUCUAUUGCCUUUGUCUGGGGAUAACAGCGAGGAAGACGAGGAACGCACCGAAAUGCAGACUUCUGUUGGAACAUUACUAGCAAAAAUGAAAACCUGUGUAGAUACUUACACCAACAGACUAAGAUCCAAGAAAGAUAAAAGUAAAACUGGGGCCAAAUCCGACACGGCUGAGGCUGAAUCUGAGGGGCUAACGCUGCUUGUGCCUGACAUUCAGCAAACUGCAGAGAUAGUUCAAGCAGCAACCACUAGCCUCCGACAGGCAGCUCAAGAAAAGAAAAUUGCAGAAUCAACAAAGAAGGCAUUAUGCAGGCCCAGACCCUCAAUUAUCACACGCUCUCUGGAGGAAAAAUAUGUCGCUGCAAUGAAAAAACUGCAGUUUGACACUGCUGAGAUGGUCACAGAAGAUGAUGAUGGAAAACUGGUGUUCAAAGUGAACUACCAUUACAUGUCUCAGGUGAAGAAUGCCAGCGAUGCCAACAGUGCUGCCAGGGCCCGACGCCUUGCCCAAGAAGCUGUCACACUUUCCACAUCUCUUCCUCUGUCCUCUUCAUCCAGUGUCUUUGUGCGUUGUGAUGAAGAGCGAUUAGAUAUAAUGAAGGUUUUGAUCACAGGACCAUCUGAUACACCUUAUGCAAAUGGUUGUUUUGAGUUUGAUGUAUAUUUUCCCCAAGACUAUCCCAAUUCUCCUCCACUGGUGAACCUGGAGACUACAGGAGGGCACAGUGUACGAUUUAAUCCGAAUCUUUACAAUGAUGGAAAGGUCUGUUUAAGCAUUCUUAACACUUGGCAUGGAAGACCAGAGGAGAAGUGGAAUCCUCAAACAUCUAGUUUUUUGCAAGUACUAGUCUCAAUCCAGUCUUUGAUACUAGUAGCAGAGCCUUAUUUCAAUGAACCUGGCUACGAGAGGUCAAGGGGUACCCCAAGUGGCACACAGAGUUCCAGAGAAUAUGAUGGGAAUAUAAGACAGGCAACAGUCAAAUGGGCCAUGCUUGAACAAAUACGGAAUCCCUCCCCAUGCUUCAAAGAGGUCAUACAUAAACAUUUUUACUUGAAGAGAGCUGAAGUUAUGGCCCAGUGUGAAGAGUGGAUUGCAGAUAUUCAGCAGUACAGCAGUGACAAGCGGGUUGGCAGGACAAUGUCUCAUCACGCCGCUGCACUGAAGCGUCAUACUGCCCAGCUACGUGAAGAGCUGCUCAAGCUUCCUUGCCCUGAGGGUCUAGAACCAGAGUAUGAUGACACAGUGGAGAAGAGUGAAGAGACGGCAGCUGGUGAAACUGAGCUUGUGUCACAGGGCGAGGACAAGGCCGGCAGCAGCGGCAGCAGCAGAGACCACUCCCCCAGCGACAAACUAUGAUCUGCAUUGUGCGGACUUGAAAGACUCAAAAGGCUUUGAAGCACAAGCCAAAUUUUGUCAAUAUUUGUAUGUAAGAAGCUAAUUAUGUAAUAGGUAAUAAAAUUGAACUAUGCUAUGCCCUACAACCCCCUGUUUAAAUCAAUAUGAUCUUUUAUUUACCUGUAAAAGAGUGUAAACUUUUUUGUGCUUUUAUUUUUUUUGAAUUGUGACAUAACCACUACAUGGUAUGUUUGAAAAAAUUGUUCAUGUAUACACUGAUGACAAACUGAUAAAUCACUGAUAUAAGGGAAAUACAUUAGAAUGUUUACUGAAUGUUAAUUUUUCAGUUUUGGCCAUUAGAGGGCAGUUGUAACCAGGAAUAUAUUGUCAUUCUUAUAGAUAUUUCACUUAUUUAAAACUACAGAUCUUCAGUUUGAUAGCCCCCUCCUUCUCUUUGCCCUCCUACCCUCUCCCCCCCACCCCAAAAAAAAUUGUUUGGCCAUAUUCAUUGCUCAUAUUCAAUUUCUACAGACUCCUGUAACUUCAAUAAAAGAUGAAUGGACAUUC